Molecule: messenger RNA, 1509 nt
Organism: Phaeoacremonium minimum UCRPA7
Lineage: Eukaryota; Fungi; Ascomycota; Sordariomycetes; Togniniales; Togniniaceae
Product: putative amidase signature enzyme protein
Exons: 5
Coding region: 1-1509 (502 amino acids)
Molecular function (GO): catalytic activity
Source: RefSeq, a predicted model, not a curated record
AUGGCAACGGACUUUGUUACGCUUGUCAGCGGGCUGGAAGCCGUGAUUUCCAACUUGCCGGACGACAGCUGUGUCAUUCCCAUUCCCGACCUGAAAAAAUAUCCAAGAACUGAUAUCCAGGUUCCCCAAGACAACGAUCUCGGCGGCUGGGCAGCAAAGGUCACUGCUAGAUGCACAACUCCCACUGGCAAUUUGCUCAAGGGCCGAACGAUCGCAUUGAAGGACAAUAUAGCGUUCGCUGGAGUGCCCUGUACUAACGGAACAUCGAUGGUAGAGUGGACACCAAAAAUCGAUGCCACCGUUGCAACUCGCGUAAUGGAUGCCGGCGGCAUUAUCGUUGGCAAGGCUGCGUGCGAAAAUGCCUGUUUCGAGGGUCUUUCGGUGACCUCUGUCACCGGAAAUGUGCAUAAUCCUUGGGCUAAGGGAUACAGUGCUGGUGGAUCUAGCAGCGGCUCCGGCCGUCUUGUAGGGGCCGGUGUUGUUGACAUGUCCAUCGGCUGCGACCAAGCUGGCAGCAUCCGAAUCCCCGCGGCCUCCUGCGGAAUCGUCGGACUGAAACCGACGUGGGGUCUGGUGCCCUACACGGGCAUAAUCAAUCUGGAUGCUACGAUUGACCACGCGGGGCCGAUGACACGCACGGUGCGGGACUGCGCCUUGCUCUUGGAGACGAUUGCCGGCCCAGAUGGAUGGGAUGACCGACAGGCUUUACUGGGGCGCAAUGACCCGAGGCUGACUUUUGUCGAGCCUGUUGACCAGAUCGUAUCGAGGCCACAGGGCGAGAUGCUGAGUGGUAUCAAAAUCGGAAUUCUCCAAGAGGCCUUCCAGAUUGAUGGCCAGGACGAAAACAUUGUCAAGUCUGUCCAAGCCGCCGUGGAGAAAUUCAAAGUUCUCGGCGCAGAGGUGUUGCCGGUUUCUAUCCCGGAACACAAAUUAGCAUCCCUUGUCUGGAUGAGCUCGAUCUCGCUCCCUGGCGGACGGCAAGCCUUGUUGGGCGGGAUGGAAGGAAGAAAGCAGUUAUACAUGACUGACCGAUUGGCGUUGGUUGGUCCCCGUCUUACCCAGCAGCAAUUUGACGCUCUCGGCCCCGGAGCAGCUAACCUGUACCUCAACCAUCUAUGGCUCUCGGAGAAGCAUGGAUUGUCGCAUCAGGGGAAAUGCAUGAACCUCCAGAAGUUCAUCAGCGACGCUUAUGACAAGGCGCUGCAAGAGUUCGACGUCUUAGUCAUGCCUACGUUGCCACACCCGGCUCCGAAACUUCCAGAGACUGGCUACGAAGAGGGUUUGCUGAAGUUUGCGAAGAGGACAACGGGCAUGGUAGCCAACACCUCGCCAUUCGAUAACUCUGGGCACCCUGCUAUCUCGAUCCCAGUGGGCUUUGUUCCUGCCAGAGAAGAUGCUAAUGUCAAGCUUCCUGUUGGACUACAACUGGUCGGUCGGAAAUAUCAGGAUGUGGAUUGCUUGAAGGUCGCAGCUGCCUGGGAGAGAGCAUAUGACUGGAAGAACUUGUAG